Messenger RNA from Diutina rugosa, 762 nucleotides. RefSeq names its product glycerol-1-phosphatase (gene RHR2). The transcript has a single exon. Gene Ontology annotation, biological process: glycerol biosynthetic process; response to osmotic stress. Gene Ontology annotation, molecular function: sn-glycerol 1-phosphatase activity; beta-phosphoglucomutase activity. Bases 1 to 762 code for a protein of 253 amino acids. NCBI's taxonomy places the organism in Eukaryota, Fungi, Ascomycota, Pichiomycetes, Serinales, Debaryomycetaceae. The record is from RefSeq and is a predicted model, not a curated record.
AUGACUAUCUCCAAGCAACCCGCCGUCUUUUACGUUCACGCCGCUUUGUUCGACUGCGACGGGACCCUCGUCAACUCGACCGGGGCCAUCUCUGAAUUCUGGAGAGACUUUGGCAAGACCAGACCCCACGUCAACCCUGAAGAAAUCAUCAGAACCUCGCACGGGUGCAGAACUUUCGAUGUCAUCGCCAAGUGGUCUCCUGAAGACGCCGAAGUGGAACAAGUGACCGAGUGGGAGGGUUCGAUUCCCGACUCGUUCGGCCAGUACGCCAAGCCCAUCCCCGGUGCCGUCGAGCUCGUCAAGGAGUUCGACAACUUGUCGAGAAACGCCACUGAAAACGGUAAGCAAAGAUGGGCCAUCGUCACCUCGGGUACCUUGCCUUUGGCCACCAAGUGGUUGAAGCUUUUGACCAUCGAAAAGCCUGACGUGUUUAUCACCGCCGAAAAGGUCACUAAGGGUAAGCCCCACCCCAUGGGCUACCAGAACGCCAGAGACACUCUUGGUUACGAAGCUGGCCACCACAAGGUUGUGGUGUUUGAAGAUGCCCCCGCCGGCAUCGCGGCCGGUAAGGGUGCGGGCGCCUUCAUCGUCGGUAUCUGCUCCACCUACGACCCUGAGAAGGUCAGAGCUGCCGGUGCCGACAUCGUUGUUGACGACUUGCUGUCGUUCCACAUCGACUCGUACAACCCUGAAACCGAUGAGUUCAAGGUGGUCGUCAACGACUACCACUACGCCAACGAAGAGUUCUUGCAAGAAGCUUAA